AUGCCUCCGCCGAGCAACACGGCAACGGGCUCGCGGUUGAGCACAAAGAGCAGCACAAAGUCUCUCAAAGCGCAACCUGCGCGAGGUUCUAGCUCUUCCUCGUCCUCUUCCUCUGCCAUUCGCACCUACAGGCCGGGGCAGGACGACAGCCUUGAGAAACGUGAUGGUGAUCAGACACAACGCUUUCCCGGCUUGGCCCCCACCACAUCAGGCCCGUCGAUUGUAGAGGUUUCGUCACGCGAUCAAGAAGGCAAGAUCGUUUUCGACAACCUCUACCUCAAUCACGCUCCUGGUCUUCAGCCUGUCCAUCUACGCAACCACCUUUCGUCGGGCAGGUCGGUCUUGGUACGGCUCGAGAGCGACCUCGGCCACGCCGUCUCUUUCAUGAGGCGAAAGAGGACCGGUGCAAAGAAUGAGCUCGAUCAACUCAUCUGGCCAUCGAAUACCCUCGCCUGGGCUCAAGGCGCCGGGCUCUCUCCGGCCAAGUUGCGCGAACUGCGAGCCAUCUCGACCAAUCUCGAGGUGGCAGACUCCCUCAUCCUAGAGAGCGGCGCAUCAACAGAGAUCUUUGUCAUCUUCCGAGCGAACAUGCUUCCCCCAAUCCACGAUAGAGAGGCAACGUCGCUCGUCAAGUCUCCCAAGCUAAUGGCAACCGAAGUCCUCAAUAUCGGUGGCAGCGAGGUCGAUGAUGCAGAGUCGACUUCAAUGAGCUCGAAUGGCAACGAUACUGCGCUGCAUCGAUUCAAGACUCGCGAGGCUCGUGGUAUGGUGACGAUCAGAGCUUGGCCUAUGGCCACGGAUGAGAGUGGCAACUCCUCCAUGCCUUCAUUCGAUGCCGGUUCCAGCAGCUCUUCUGCCACUUCGUCCUCGCGUCCUGAGUCGAUGUACGGGUCAAGCCUCAGCUCCUCGGCAGCUACGGCUCUCACGGAAAUGUCAGACGUGUCGGCGCAAGUCGUCAAGCUACCCCUUACGGCACGCUUCUGCCGCCCUCAGUUGGCGGUCAAUGUUCGCCAUCCAUUCGCCGGUGACACUUCGGAGUCGGCUAAAAACAUGGUUAUCCAUCGACAUGGCCACGUCAGCGUCGACUUUGGCGAUGUCGUCGCUGGCAACACAGUCUCGACGGAGCUCCGCCUGAUCAAUCAGUCGGACAUCGACUGCUUCUGGCAGACUCGCAUCGACUGCGGCGACGAUCCGGAGGUCGAGCCGUGCAUCGCCAUCUCCUCGGCGUCGGGUCCGCUCCAAGCUGUCAUCUCGUCCGCCGACGGUGCUGCGCAAUACCAGCCUCAUGUCCUGCAGCCUCGAGGCACUACGAAGCUCACUUUGACACUCAAACUCGACUCAGAGGACUCGGCGGCCGAGCUGGAGGAAGCCGUCUCCUUCACCAACUUGCACAACACUUCCAAUUCAGUGCGCAUCUUCGUCAGAGCCAAUAUCGUGCCUGCCAAUCGCGAAUCGCCACUCGUCAUCGAGUCAGGUGAAGGCCUCGACUUUGGCGACUGCUGCGGCGGGCACUGGACCAGGCAGCUCCUCGUGGUUCGCAACGCCGGGGAGCAUGCCCUUGACAUCGCACUCAACGCGCAAAAGGGCUUCGAGGUGGCGUUCGAACUGGCCAAGAUUGCAGCAGAAGAUCUUGAUCCCCAAGAUAGCGAGCGCAUGUCGGCUGGCACGUCGGCGGCUUCGAGCGACUCUGCGGCAAAGUCGGCAGAGCCUUCGACGCCUGUCGAAGACGGAGGCCUUAGCGACAGCCACCACUCGAUUGCAAUGGAGAUGAUCAGGACGCCGACUCAUCACGCCUCGGCCGGUCCACGUGCAGAGCCUCCCGUCUUUGACUUGGGCGGCGAUACGGCAGACACCGCCACCCCGGCUACGCCAGCCUCUGACCUCGAGAGAACACCAGUCGUCCUCACACCCUACGCGCAUCCCCCCGCGCCCAAGCACGAGCCAGACGAGGUGGAUGACUUUGACAACUCGUCCGUCGCAUCUCAAGCUGGAUCUCGGCCUGGCUCGCCCGUGCAGACAUCUAACAUCUCCGAGAUUGACACAGACGCACAGAGCUCGAUCACGCCAUCGUCUGAGGCGCGCAAGGUGGGGACCAAGAAUCGCAGCGUCCUGGCUUGGCGCGAAGCCAGCGAGCAGAGCAAUGAAGGCGACCCCGGCGUGCCGCCACAUGGGCCAUCCUCAGCACCUGCUACUCGUGAGGGCGGAGGGUCGGCGGCGUCGAGCGUCAGUGGGGAUGGUGGCAGCAGUCAAGGCGGCAACAGCAGCAACAGCAAUGUCAGGCGACCCGAAGAAGACGGCGUCUCAGUCAUCUCUGAGCCAUUCACAGCGCAGUCGGACAGUCGAUCCAUUGCUGCUCAAUCCUCGCGAGCAAGCAGCUCAGCGCCGUACCGAGGUGGUAGCCAAGGCAGCACUGCCGGAGUGUCGUCAAGUGGUCCUCUUCGCAAUGUCGACUCGAAGCAGACAAAGGAGAUUGAGAGUCUGCUCCUCCGGCCGGGCGAGGAGUCGCGCAUCGUCGUUUCGUUCCGUCCUGCCCGUGGCGAUGUGGACGAGGGCUACACUGCCGGUCGCCUGAUGGACAACAUCUUCCGAAUCACUCUCGACUAUGUCAAGGCGCGAACCGCAGUCAGUGGCUCGAGCGCGGGUGGCGGGUCCCGUUUGCGAGGUGGACGAGAGCGCAAGACCGUCCUGUGUCGCACGCGAACAUGCACCUCCUUCAUUACCGUCUCGCCCAAGGAGCUUGACUUUGGCGAGGUAAACGUAGGAUCACGCAAGUCAAGCCAGAUCGCGGUGACGAACCACUCGGACUUGACAGCACGGGUCGACCUGCGCUUCGUUUCCAAGGUCCUCAGCAUGUAUCGCGACGAGAUGGCUGUGCCAUCGGGGCAGACGAUCCACCUCACCGUCGACUAUUCGCCUCGCAGAGUCAACGUUGCCUAUUCAAAGCAGAUCACCGUCGCCAACCUUCUCAACCGCCGCAAUGACCAGGUCAUCGAUGUGCGUGGACGCAACGUCGAUAAGCAGAGAAUCAGCUUUCAUUCCCUCUUCUACCGCAUCCUCACUCCCCAUGGCUCCAACUUUCUGGAGUUCGGCGACGUCAAUAUCAAUUCGUCGAGGGUCCGGACGUUUUCGAUUGAAAACACGUCCAAGGCGCCGCUCGUGCUCGACAUUACCGCUGCCCACCCCGAAGACCUCGCACUGUACAUCAAGGAGGCGUGGAAGGACCAAGCUCCGACCGCUGCCAACUCAAUAGGCGGCGGGGAGGCAUUGGCUCGGAACCUCAAAGGCUACGAGGAGACGGAACCCAGCACCAUUGCGCAGCUCAACGUCGCCUCGUCGGGCAAGGAUGGUAAGCAGUCUAGCCAAGCAAAGGGUGCUGAGCUCAAGGAGCGCUUCUUGGAGUCGAUGUCCGAUGCUCCGGCCAACGUGCGACAGGAGAAUGUCUCGUGGCGUACAGCGCAAAAGCUCAGUCAUUUCCGCCGGGACGCCGCUCCGACUUCGGCAGUCGGUGCUGCAAAGGAAAGUGAUGCGGCUGGAGCGCAGAAGGCCGCCAAGCAGCCCGUCAAUCUGAUUUCUGCGCUCAAGAAGGGCGGAAAGGGGAGGACGACGAUGAGCUAUGGUCGGUCGGUCACGUUCAAGGAUCGCACGCUGGUUCAGGAGUUUGAGCAUCUCGACUUGGCCACUGGCCCACCUCUAGUCGCCAAGCGCAUCUCGGUCAAGAGCAAGUGCUUCCAGUCGCUCGAGCAGAUUGAGACGAGUACGAGGUCCCCGCCUGUGUCCGCGCCACCUUCCAGAAAAGCCACCAGCGCGGCGAAGAGACCGCCUACGCCUGCGAGCAAAGUCCCUUCGACGCCUGUGAAGCGCAUCCCUUCGCCCCUUGCAAAGGAUAUCCUGUCCAAGGCUGGCUCACCUUCACGCCCCGUCCUGGCCGACCAUCGUCGCCAGUCGUCGCCCGCGCUGACAGGCAAGAAGAAGGUCCGUCAAGCCGUCCUAGACCCAACGGACGUCUCGAACCUGGGCAUCGACGAGCUCGUCACAGCCAUCGAGUCUCAGCCAGGUGCACUAGGCACGCUCUACUUCAACAGCCCGCAAGCGGAAGAGAAGCACGUCCGCCUCGAGGUCAAUCUGCAACGUGAGCUCAAGAAUGCCAUCCAGUCCAAGAAGCUCGUACCCCUGGGCAUGCUGCAGAUACCGCCCGGCGAGGAGCGUCAGGUGGUCGCCGUGUACUGCCCGAAUGGGAGCACGCGUCCUCACAUCCAGGGGACGGCCAGGAAGCAAGACUCGCGAGUCUUCCUCCGCCUGGUAGAGUACGACGUGCGCGCCGUGCAGGAGUCGCCCCAGUUCGGCCAGAUGGCAGACCUGGAUAAGGACGAGUUGCCAAUUCGCGAUCUGAUGGUCAGGACGACGACGUGCCGCGCCAUGCUCGAGUUGGGCCAACCCCACAUCAACUUCGGGCAGAUGGAGAAAGCCGAAUCAAAGACGCGCAAGAUCCUCGUGCACAAUCGCUCCGAGUGGGCGGCCUCGUACUGCAUUCGCAAGAGUGGCAGCAUUGCGAGCGGCGACAUCAAGCUGAGCUCGGCGCGAUUUGGGGUGGUGCCGGCGCAUGGCAAGAGGGAGGUCGAGUUCAGCUUCUGCCCCACAUUGACAGGGCCUUUCAACGAGAAGCUCGUGAUUGAGAAUGUGGCCGAUCGCGAUCGCGAUCUGACCGUCUUCCUCAAGGCGACGGUACACAAGAAGCCGAACUUUACCGUCGAGCCGGCCUCACUUGACUUUGGUGCCAGUCGAGCGGGUAAGCUCACCGAGCCCCUCGUCAUCACGGUCAGCAAUACGACGAGCAAGGCGCGCACCUUUGUCGUGGCCGUGGACACGAAUGAGCUGCGCCACCAGCGCACGAUCAGCGACCUAGUCUUUUCGAUGAGCGAGGGUGGUGCAGGAGGGGAAGGCAAAGCCGUGCUCAGCCAGGCAGAGCAGACUUCGAUUGCUGAGGAGAUUGAGCACAUCUCGCAGAAGUUGAAGAUUGCGACGAGGAAGGGUCAGGAGGACAAGAUCAAGAAGUACGAGGGUCGAUUGAGCGAGUUGGCCGUCAAAACGGGCGCUAGCGCGGGCGCGAGCGCGAGUGCAAGCAGCAGCGUCGGCGACGGCGCAGCGACGAAGGAUGUCGCAGCUGUGGCGGAGCCGCUUUCCUCGUCACCCGUCGCUGAAGCCGCCCUCGAGAAUGGCUCUCUCGCCGCUCCUCCUCUGACGGCAGAAGGCACAGCGACUUCGACGUCUGCCACGACCACAUCCCGCCUCAAGCGUGUCUCCUCGACGGUCACUCUGGGCCUGGAACCUCAGCAGAGCAAACAGAUCUCGUUGCGUCUGCGCACCAACGUCAUCCACACCGUGCUCGCCGAGACGGCGGCUGUGGCAGGGUCAGCGCCAGCUCGAGGCGAGGAGGAAGAAGACGUAGAGAUGAACGUACGCAUCCACGAGGUCAAAAAUCAGGACGAGACGAGGGUUGUGCGAGUGAAGGCACAAGUUGCGUGGGAUGGGCGAUCGGCGGCUGCGGCAAUUCAAAACGUCGCGCGGGAGGAAGAUCAGCAUGUAGAUGGGAUAGACGACAAGGAGCGCGCGGGGCUGGUGGCGGCUAAAGGCGACGAAGAUGCCGAGAUAGACCCACUGCCCGCAAACGACGGCUCCUCCGUCGUCUUUACACCGGAGACGUCGGGUUAA
Molecule: messenger RNA, 5709 nt
Organism: Jaminaea rosea
Lineage: Eukaryota; Fungi; Basidiomycota; Exobasidiomycetes; Microstromatales
Exons: 1
Coding region: 1-5709 (1902 amino acids)
Source: RefSeq, a predicted model, not a curated record